AUGAAUUCUCCAACAAUGAAGUCAGAACAGCUCACUCCAAAACUUUCACCUAUGUCCUUUUGCUUAGAUGAUCAAAGAAACGCAAACACUUUCCAAAAUAUAUUAAACUCACCCACGAAGCUUAAAUUGGACACCGGGUCGCUUGGUAACUCAUUACUGUAUCCAACCUCACUCUCCAAAUUAAGCGAGUUAUCGAGAAAUGGCCGUUCCAAACAAAGAAGGGGUUCCGACACUAUGAGGUCGGUAUCCCCUAUCAGGUUCCAAUUUUUUAACAACACUCCAAAGAUGCUAAAACCGGAGUAUUUAUCUCAAAAAAGUAGUGGUCUUCCAUUGUUAUCAGCCCUUCUGAAAAAUAGCAAACAGACCUCUAAAUCGAACUCCAAUGAGGAUCAGAGCGUAAAUCCUGAUCCGCUAAAUAUAGAACAAAAUAUUGUUAAGCAGAGUAUCAAGGAUAAACUAGAGCAGUUGCGCCGACAAGGUUCAGAGCAAGUCGCACAAAUUCAAAAGAAGGAACAACAAACAACGUUGCCCGAAAUCAAGGACUAUGUAGAAGAACCAAUUGUACAGAAUGUAUCCGAAAAUUCUGUUUGUUUAAACACCAUUGCUCCUGAAGCUCCUUUGGAGGAAGCGUUGGACCAUGUGGUACCAGAAGUUGAAGAUAAAGAAAAUAGAUUUGUCUCAAUCGGAUCCACUCAGUGCUUGCAGACUGAAAUAAGUGACUUACCCAAGGAUUUGAAUUUAGAUAGCUUGCCUACAGAUAAAAACGGGUUCGUUCAAUAUGGUUCCAAAUGCAACAAUAAUAACAGAUAUAGUUUCAUCUCUUCCACGUCAACAGAUUAUGAACCAGAGUGGUACGAUGGCCAGCAACAUAUCUCAAUGCACAUUCCAUCGAUGAUCAAUACGGACGAGGCAACCAGUCAAGACAAAUCCAAUUUGGACAUAAAGAUUAAACAGUUGGAACUUGAGAUUACAGAGUUGAAAUUACAAAAUGAAAAGCUAGUUCAUUCCAUGACGACGAAUAGAUACAUUGAAGAAAGAUUCAUGCUUGAGGUUAUGAAAGACCCCAGUGUACAAGCACAAAAAUCUCAAAGAGAUAUUGAAAGAAAAGUCAAACAGUUGGAGAAAAAAUUUUUCAACUGUAAGAAAGUCCUCAGGAAAUUGACUGAGUCUCCCACAGUAGUGGCUACCUCCACUUCAAAAACUGAUGGGACCUCAACAAGGAUCCCGUGUCCAAAGACAAGACUAGCAAGAGUUUCUGUUUUGGACCUGAAAAAAAUCGAAGAACAACCAGACUCGUCGUCGGGAAUCUCAUCCGAGGAAGAACAUUCUGCGAAUGACGAAACAAACAUCAACGAAGAGGUGGAUACCGUUAUGUUCGAAGAAUUAACGUCUGCACCUUCAUCAACAACCUCUAUGCAGAGCAGAGAAAGUAGAAGAGGAUUUCAACUCAAUCUGCCUGUUCAAGUCGAUAGCAAGACAAAAUAG
This is a messenger RNA of Saccharomyces eubayanus, 1485 nucleotides long. It is a transcript of the gene MMR1, whose product is annotated as Mmr1p. Bases 1 to 1485 code for a protein of 494 amino acids. Lineage: Eukaryota; Fungi; Ascomycota; Saccharomycetes; Saccharomycetales; Saccharomycetaceae. The transcript has a single exon. The record is from RefSeq and is a predicted model, not a curated record.